Molecule: messenger RNA, 4000 nt
Organism: Equus caballus (horse)
Lineage: Eukaryota; Metazoa; Chordata; Mammalia; Perissodactyla; Equidae
Gene: PIDD1
Product: p53-induced death domain protein 1
Biological process (GO): signal transduction; apoptotic process; DNA damage response
Molecular function (GO): protein binding
Source: RefSeq, a predicted model, not a curated record
GGGGAGAAAAAGGAAAAAAAUAAAAUCUUUAAAAAAAAAAGAAAAGAAAAAGAAACUGAAUGGGGGACAGAAGCUCGGGACAAUGGAAGCCUGGCAGUAACUGCCCAUCCCGGUGGGAGUGAUGGUGGUGGCUGGGGAGGUGGAAGUGGAGGAGAGAGGGUGCCCGCGAUGUGACUUGAGGCAGAACUGGAUGUGUUCUAUUCAUUUGCAGAGCACCUGCUGCGCUGGGUGAAGGAAGCGGGGUGACAGCACAGGUGGGGAAGGCUCUCUUGAGUGUCAGACAGAGACCCUGUUUGAGGUUCUUGGCUUUGGCAUGGACCAGCUACCUGGCCUUGGGCAAAAUCUGAUCUCUCAGAGCCUCCUUUUCCUCCCCGGGUGGGAUGCAGACGUAGACCGAAGGAGGCAGCUUGUGGGGAAGGCCAGCACCUGGCCCAGAGAGAUAGCCUGUAAAGUUGGGACAUGGAGCUGGGGCCCGGUCUCCGCAGGGCCUGAGAGGAGGCCUUCCGGAGAAGGGAUCCAUUGGGGCUGGCUGGGGAAGAACACAACACUCUCAGAGCUCUGGCUUCUGGCAGGCGGUGGGUGUCGGGCAGCAGCCGCCAUCAGCCCCUGAAGCCCCCUCGCUCCCCCGCCCUGAGACUGCACCAGCUGAUUUUAACGUGGGGCCAGGAGUGCACAGCCCCCGAGCAGAGCCUCGGCCCGAGAACCUCUGAAAGGGCGGGUUUCAUGGCGCGCAAGGCGGGCCUGGACGGCGCCGACGGACACAGACUAACAGGAAGCUGAGCGCGGCUGGGCAGGCGGCUCGGCAGAAGAGGUCGCGUCCGCAUCUCCAGGGCGGCCCGGCCUGCAGAGGGCAGGCAAGGCAGGGGGGGACCCUGAGGCCUUCGCCUGCGGACCCCAGCGGGAGCAAGGGGCGCCCUCUGACGGGGCGGGGCCAGAGGGGGCGGUGCCUGGAGUCAGCCCGCCCGGAAGCGCGCCGGCGGGAACCCGGGCGCGGAGCGCCGAGCCGGCAGCCGAGGCGGCGCCCGGCCUGGAGCGCAGCCUUCCCGGGCCCUGCCUGAGCAGGCCUGCCUGGCAAGCUGGGACAUGUCUGGCCCCCGAGGACGGCUGGUGGGCGAUGGAUGCGGUGGUGGAGGGGCUGGAGCCCCAGGCGGCUACUGCAGAAGAUGCUGCAAGAGAUGCUACAGAUGCUGUGGAUGCAGGGCCCGGGGUGACCCCUCUCCUGGCUGGGAACCGGCUGAGCCUGGACCUGUACCCCAGGGGCUGCCACCGGCUGCUGCACCUUUGUGCUCAGCAGCCCCAUCAGCUGCUGGAGGUGGAGUUCUUGCAGCUGAGCGGCCACGAAGACCCUCAGCUGCUGGAGGCCACCCUGGCCCAGGUGCCAGGGAGCCUGCUGCGCCUCCGCUCCCUGGUCCUCAAAGGUGGGCAACGCCGGGAUGCAGGGGGUGCCAGCCUCCGGGGCUCCCUGACCACGCUGCCAGCCGGCCUGAGUGGCCUGGCCUGCUUGGCUCACCUGGAUCUGAGCUUCAACAACCUGGAGACACUGCCGGCCUGUGUCCCGCAGAUGCGCAGCCUGGGUGCCCUCCUGCUCUCUCACAACCGCCUCUCAGAGCUGCCUGAGGCCCUAGGGGCCCUCCCUGCCCUCACCUUCCUCUCUGUGACCCACAACCGCCUGCAAACUCUGCCCACGGCUCUGGGGGCCUUGACUACCCUGCAGCGCCUUGAUCUCUCUGAGAACCUUCUGGACACUCUGCCCCCUGAGAUCGGAGGCCUGAGCAGCCUUGCUGAGCUCAAUCUGGCCUCCAACCGGCUGCAGAGCCUCCCGGCCUCCCUUGCGGGCCUUCGGUCCUUGCAGCUCCUUGUUCUGCACAGCAACCUGCUGGUCUCGGUGCCUGCCGGCCUGGACCGCCUCCCGCUGCUCACCCGGCUGGACCUGAGGGACAACCAGCUCCGGGACGUGCCCCCUGAGCUCCUGGACGCCCCCUUUGUGCGCCUUCAAGGGAACCCCUUGGGCGAGGCCCCGCCAGAUCCCUGCAGUCCCCCAGGGACACCCGUGGUCCGGGAAAUGCCCAGACUAUUCCUGACCUCAGAUUUGGACAGCUUCCCUGUGACCUCCCAAGGCUGCUCCGUGACCCUGGCCUGUGGUGUCCGCCUGCAGUUCCCCGCUGGGGCCACUGCUACCCCUGUCACCAUCCACUAUCGACUGUGGCUGCCAGAGCCACGCCUCGUCCCCCUGGGUCCCCACGACUCCCUGCUCAGUGGUGUCCUGGAGCUGCAGCCCCAUGGAGUGGCCUUUCAGCAGGAGGUGGGCCUGUGGCUGCUCUUUGUGCCCCCACGGGCCCGGCGUUGCCGUGAGGUGGUGGUCAGGACCCUGAGUGACGACAGCUGGAGUGACCUGGAGACCCAGUUAGAGGAGGAGGCACCCAAGCGGCUCUGGGCUCACUGCCAGGUGCCCCACUUCUCGUGGUUCCUUGUGGUCUCCCGCCCUGUGUCUGACACCUGCCUGGUGCCACCAGAGGGGACAUUGCUGUGCUCCUCAGGACAUCCUGGGGUCAAGGUCACAUUCCCCCCUGGGGCCACCGAGGAGCCUCUUCAUGUCUGCAUGCAGGUGGUGCGUAUGGCCAGCAGAGAGCUGCGAGCCCUGCUGGGGGAGCCUGAGGGGGCCGUGAGCCCCCUGCUGGGCCUCUCUCAGAGCGGCGACCCCAGCUUCCUGCGACCAGUGACUGUGCAGCUGCCUCUGCCCCCUGGCGUCACAGGCCUGAGUCUGGACCGCUCCCGCCUGCACCUGCUGUACUGGGCCCCUCCCGCAGCCACCUGGGAUGACAUCACAGCUCAGGUGGCACUGGAGCUCACCCACCUGUAUGCUCGCUUCCAGGUCACGCACUUCUCCUGCCCUCCCAGGUACUGGCUCUGGUACACCACCAAGACGUGCGUGGGGGGCCUGGCGCGGAAGGCCUGGGAGCGGCUGCGGCUACACCGUGUGAACCUCAUCGCACUGCAGAGGCGCCGGGACCCCGAGCAGGUCCUACUGCAGUGCCUGCCCCGCAACAAGGUGGACGCCACCCUGCGGCGGCUGCUGGAGCGGUACCGUGGCCCCGAGGCCUCCGACACCGUGGAGAUGUUUGAGGGCGAGAAAUUCUUUGCUGCCUUUGAAAGGGGCAUUGACGUGGAUGCCGACCGCCCAGACUGCGUGGAGGGCAGGGUCUGCUUCGUCUUUUACUCGCACCUGAAGAACGUGAAGGAGGUGUAUGUGACCACCACCCUGGACCGGCAGGCUCAGGCUGUGAGGGGCCAGGUGUCCUUCUACCGGGGAGCAGUGCCUGAGGAGGUGCCGGAGGAGGCUGAGGCCGCCCGGCAGAGGAAGGGUGCGGAUGCCCUGUGGAUGGCCACUCUGCCCAUCAAGCUACCGAGACUGCGGGGGUCUGAGGGACCAGGGCAGCGGCUGGGGGCUAGCCUCUCCCUGGCACCUCUGAACCUGGGCGAUGCUGAGACCGGCUUCCUGACCCAGAGCAACCUGCUGAGUGUGGCUGGACGUCUGGGCCCUGAUUGGCCGGCUGUGGCCCUGCACCUGGGGCUGCCCUACCGUGAGCUGCAGCGAAUUCGGCAUGAGUUCCGGGACGACCUGGACGGGCAGAUCCGCCAUAUGCUCUUCUCUUGGGCUGAGCGCCAGGCUGGGCAGCCUGGGGCUGUGGGGCUCCUGGUGCAGGCCCUGGAGCGGAGCGACCGGCAGGACGUGGCUGAAGAGGUUCGGGCUGUCUUGGAGCUCGGUCGCCGCAAGUACCAGGAUGGCAUCCGGCGCACGAGCCUGGCUCCUGGGGACCUUGGCCCCUCUGGCCCUUCGGCAUCACAGUCCCUAGAGCCUGCCCAGGCCUAGACCCCACUGACUUUGGGUUGGCCUCUGCCAUGCCCUGGCCAGAGGUCAGAGGCCCCCCAUUGUGUCCUCCCUAUGUCUGGAGACAGUAACCCCAGUGCGUAACAAACAUGCCCUAUUCUGGCUGCUGCC